This is a messenger RNA of Monosiga brevicollis MX1, 7132 nucleotides long. RefSeq lists its product as uncharacterized. The coding region runs from base 53 to 7132 and encodes 2359 amino acids. Gene Ontology annotation, molecular function: nucleic acid binding; ATP binding. The record is from RefSeq and is a predicted model, not a curated record. Lineage: Eukaryota; Choanoflagellata; Craspedida; Salpingoecidae. The transcript is spliced from 14 exons.
GGAAAAUUUGUGAAGUGCUCCUCUUCUUGGGAGUGAUCGAUCGAUCGCGGUGAUGGGGCGCCAGAGUUGUCAGUCGCAGCAGUGGGGCCGGUCCUUGGUGCUCAUGGCCCUGGCCAUGCUGCUGGCCGGGACGGGAGCACGGCCGACCAUGCGCUUGGAUGCCGUUGGGAACUUGCGCAUCGACACCGGUCCGACCGAGACGGCUGCCAGCGUCUUGCUCAACGGCGUCGAUGCCGUUGGGGCCCUGACCGCCCUGCGGCGGGCGAUUGUUCAUCUGGGCGGCCACAUCAUCGAGCCUGCUCCCCUUAUCGAGGAGCCUGUCGAGGCAGCCAAGGCUUGCUUUGCGCUGAAUGAGUGUGGCCAUCUCGUCCUCAACAGCAGCACGGGCCGAGGCGUUCUGUUGAAUGGGAUGGACGUCCUGCACGAGCUGACGCUCCUCCAGCAAGCCACAGAGGCCCUAGCGUCGAGUGCUGCGAUCGAGACGGCCUCCACGGCCUCAAGCGCCUCGGUGGCGCCUGUUUCCGCUUCCUGUUCUACGCUGAUGGAUGCGGGGGCCGAAAAUUCCAUCACGGUCGACUCUGUGGGCAACGUUCAUCUCAAUUCGAGCGGGAUGCAGGCCAUAUGGCUGAAUGGGCUGGAUUUUCUCAGCGCGCUGGCCGAGCUGCAAGCCGCGGUCACCCGUCUGGAGCAAGCCACCACGGCGUCUCCGAGCACCUCACCGGUCCCCGUCCAUGUCCAUGUGGGCAACGUGGGCUGUGACCUGUCCGCAAUCCCGCCCACCACUGCCACGAUCCAGGGGAACCUGAUGCUCGACCAAUGCGGGGACGCGUUCACGGGGGCCGGGAUGAUGGUCUUGAGCCACCUCCAGCGGGUUGAAGGGUCUGUAUCCAUUUCGGGCAAUGCUGCUUUGACCCACGUGGAUGGUCUGAGCAACCUCUAUUACAUCAGUGAUAGCCUGACGAUUGGCAACAAUGCUGCUUUGACCAGCGUGGAUGGCCUGGGGCAUCUGAUCGACAUCGGCGGCUCCUUGACAAUUUCUGAAAAUGUGCAGCUGACCGACAUUGAUGGCUUGAGUGGUCUCAAGUCUAUUCCAGGCCAUGUUUAUGUCUCCAACAAUGCCCAGAUCACCAAUGUGGAUGGCUUGGCUAGUAUCAAUUAUAUUGCUAGUCACCUCAGCUUGAUUGGCAACACUGCUUUGAGUCAAGUCGAUGGUCUGCGAAGCGUUACUAGCGUGCCCGGGCACCUCACCAUUACGACUCGCCGGUCGGGCUUUCCGAUUACAAAAGGGGUGAAAGACUCCUCGCCGUGGCGGUUAUUGGAGGCGAGAAAAAAGACCACGGCCUCUGUUGUGGUGGCAGUGGACAGGUGGCUCAAGCCGCUCCUGCCCGCGCACACCACCACCCAUCCCCUCUCUCACCUCGAUGCAUUUAUCAACGGUGCUGCCAAACAAGACCCCAAUCUUGGAACGGCAGUUGCUUCAAUCCGCAAAACCAUCGAUGAAGCUCGACCAGAUUGUCCCGCCAUGGACUGGGCUACCUUUCAGGCGACCAUUACCCAGGUUCUCAACGCACUCGACCAGGCACUGGCAGCGCCCAAAGCGUUGAGCAACCGCUUGAAGCAAUUGGACCCCAACACUGACAACCUAGAAUCAAUACUGCAAGAGCUGCAUGGUGCCACGACUGGAUUUGAGCUGCAACCAGCUUUUCUUGAGCUUCAGACCUUUUUGGCAGCAUGCCCCGCUCCACCCACCACGCCAGUGAUUGCGCCCAAAACGCCACCCUCCGACCUAGCGGCGGCCCUGAGCAAAGUCAUCGUUCUGAGCGGCGUGGAACCCAAACGUCAAGAGCUGCUCACCAGCGCCAACAGCAACCUCAAGCGCUUGGUGCUGGCCUUGAUUGAUGCCCUGGGUGCCGUGGCAAGAGCGGGAACCAAUGACACGAUUCAUCGCGUGGAGACGCUAGGGCAGUGCGCGCGAUGCGUGGAUGCGAGUGCGCCGCCGCCAGCCGAGGCAUUGCCCGAGGCCUGGGAGGAGCUAUGCCAAGCUCACGGGAAGCUGAGCCUAACGCUAUGCAGAGGCAAAUGUCAUACAUGUGUUUUGUUCUGCCCCCUUUUAGGCUUGAGCUGUCGAAUGAGAAACUUACAUGUUAACAAAUCUAUCCCCCGGGAAUGCCACGGCCUGCAAGCAGAACUCAAGUGUGACAUCAUGUUUUGUCUUUUUCCACACGUCAAUCCAUCCUCUUUCAAUCCAUUCUCGCCUUGCUCGUAUCCUCUGUUCACUCGGCCCGCCAACGCUUCGAGCUAUCGUCAUUCAACACACCCAGCCAUGUCAAGGGCGCAAGAGAGCGUUUGCUUGCACUGCAAUAUCACCUUCCACAGUCGUGUUGCAAGAGAUCAACAUGUUUCUUUGGUGCACCAGAAGAGAACACGGAUCAGGUUGAACGGAGAAGUGAUCGUUCGACACCGGGAGAAUGACGGCUUUUUUCAUUGCCGAGUGGCAGGGUGCCACUACCGCCACAAACGUGCGGUCACUCUCAAGUCUCACCUUCGACACCAACAUGAGGAGCGGGCACCACCCAUGCCGGCAGUGAUCAACAACCAUCCGCCUGCUCGCCAAAAACCCGCUCGAACGCGCACGAGAAAGCGCGUAGUCAGGCUUGACCGAGGCCUAGGCAUUGCUGGGGCUCGGCAGUUCAUGGAGGGCAUUGGUUGCUUGGUCAUUGUCGAAGAGAGCCACGAUGCUUCGGCAGCCGAUGUAAGCGAAAACGAGCAGGAGCUCGAGGAGCAGCAGCGGUUCAAGCACUUUAUCUCAAGCACCCAGGCCAUGGCCUCAGAGGCUGAGGAUAAGCGAUGCCCGCACGGCGUUCACCAGAUGCAUCCGUUCUACGACAGCGUGGGCAUGACGCUGGUCAUUAACGAGCUGAAGUCAGAGCGCAUGGUCGAACUGGGCCACAACACCCCGUCGGCACUCCUCGAGUCGGGCAUGCAUGAGCUGUUCUGGACGGCCUACGAGCAGCUCUCGGAUCAGGGCCUGGCCGCCGCUGCGGUGACGCGUCUGUUUGACGACAAUGAAGGGCAGUAUCAGCAUCGCCCCAUGCGGCAAGUACAGCCGCAAACCGUCAGCAGGUACCUGAGUCUUGGAACACGCCUGGUCCAAUUUUUGCUGCUGCUGGAGGCCAUGCCAGCCCCCGAUCCGUCCAGCUUUCUGGGCCAGGUGCUUGCCAGCCGUGGCCCUGCGGUAAUCAAUGCCACCGCGGCUCUGAGUGCGGCUCUGGACGCUGGAAUGACCAAGAAAGAGCUGGUCGAGCCCCUGACGUCUCUGUGGCUGGCCCUGGUGGAGGUGGAGCUGAGCCUCUUUGACAACGACAAGGUGCACUUUGUCAACGUCUUCCUAUUGUGCACGGCCGUGUCCAAAGGAAGCGGCAUCCUGCAAGACAUCAGGCAGUGGACCACGACGCCCGCUGGACUGCUGUACGUUUUCAAAUUGUUCCUGCUUCGCCGUGGCAAGAAUGAGUCGUGGUCAGUGGCCAACGAGUUGAGGCCGUAUAUGCAGCCCGGGCGAUUGGUGCAUUUCUUGAGCCAGCGCAUGAGCAUGGCACGAACAGCGAGCAUGGCCGAGGGGCAGGCUGGAGUCGACGUCGAGGUCCGAGCCGAUGGCGACGUGACGGACGAGACGCUGCACACCAUUGUCUGUCGAGGCAUUGAGCUCAAUGUGGAGGAGCUUGGGGCUGCCUUGGAGCAGAUGCGCAAAGACAUGACGGAAACAUUGGACAAGCACCUCUUGUUGGUCUCAGGCCUGCGGACGAAGUACGAGAACGAAAAUGAGCGGCUGCGAUUGAAGGAGGAUCGGACCAACAGGGUCAAGAACUGGUGGGUGGGCCAUGGCAGUCCAGCCGAGAACGCGCUGUUUGAUCACAUUGGCCAGACCCCGAGUCUGCGGCAAGAGUUUAUCCGAACGGAGCAUGGGUCCAGUGGCGAGCUGACCUUUCGAGAGGACAGGGUCUGCCGCCACGAGCCUCUGUGUAUCAAGGGCUGUCCUACAAAAACGGCGUGGGCCGGCAACGAGCCGCGUUUUUUUGCCGAGAAGCAGCUCUCCAUAUUGACCCGCGUGAGCAAGACCUACUGGCUGUCCCUGAACGAACAGCACACCUUUCGAUACCCUCUGGAGCACAUGCUGAGCAGCUGGCUGCAAAAGCGGGGCGGGCUGGACACCCCCGACGACGAGAACGGCAUUCACAAUGCCGAGCAGGACGACGAAGAUUUCCUCGACGACGAGCUGGAUGAAGACCACAUGAGCCACGACGAGACGAUGACUUUGCGACGCGAGGUCCGGGACGCUCGAAACCACUACAACAACAGCCACCUGCUCUUCAACAUUGCGCCCCUGCAGACGAUGGUCAGCCCAGCCACCAUAUAUGCGACAUUUCGUCGACAAAUGACCACGUACCUGCAUCGGCCAAAGCUGGGGGUGGCCACGUGGCGACACGCCGCAACCUUCUGGAUGACGACGUUUGUGAUUAACCGACUGUCGGCCGAGACGACCGGCGCCCUGGGCAGCCUGAUCCACACUCAAGCUCAACACUCUGGGGACACCGCCCAGCGGGCCUAUGCACGCACAGCCAGUGACCAUGUGCAAACCAAAAUGUCGUCGCGAUUGAUGCAUCAAGUGGCCUCGCAAAAAUGGCAUGCUUUGUUUGGACUAGAUCGCAAGCGCAGCAUAGCCGAGUUGACCGCGAACCAAGAAGCAUUGAAAGCUCGCUAUCCCAUCAGCUGGAACCCGGUGACUGACCUCUCACCCGAGGCAAACGGGCGUAUCAUCAUGAACACGAGGGCCGAGCAUGACGUACCCUACAUGACCCAGCUGGCCAAGCAGGCGAGCAUCUCGUGGGGCCACAGUUUCAACAGCCAAGAACAGUUGGACCUGGCUGCGGCUAUUGACCAGCACCAGCCGGAGGAUGGAUGGCUGAUUGUUGUUGCACCGACAGGCAUGGGCAAAACAUUUUGUACCCUGCCCAAGCUGGGCUGUCGCCCGCAUGCCGGUACGGUGCUGUGGAUUGUGCCGUUUGUGGCCGUGGCCAACGAUUUAUUGCGGCGAUUUCAAGGCGCAGGUCACAGUGCCCAGCGAUGGCUUGGUCCCUCUACACAGGUGGCAGAUGGCCUGGACGUGCUCAUCGUUACGACCGACAUGUUUGUCCGCGUGGGAUCUGAAUCCCUACAUGGGAAGGUCUGCUUUCAGCGCAUCCGCACCGUGGUGAUGGACGAGGCGCACACACUCAUCUCAGAUGCCAGCUACCGAGAUGUGAUGGACGAAGUCGCAGCCAGUGUUGGCUCUGGCGGAUGGACCAACAUCAAACGCGUGGCGUUGACGGGCACACUUUGCAUCGGGGACCAGGAGCAUCUGUUUCGAAAGCUGGGUCAGCAAGUCGGGGGCAAGGUGUACCGUCUGGAGACGAUGCGUCGCGAUCUGCAGCUGCGUGUGCUUCACGGAAAUCAGCUGAACUUUUUGUCGCAUGUGCAAGACACUGUGGACACGCAGCGGGUGAUGCGUCAGGCGAAUGGGGAGCGUGUGCACAUGAUGGUCUUUUGCGACACUGUGAACGAGGUGAAGCUGCUGUGUGACCAGCUGCACGCACGCGGCUACAUGGCCUUGCCCUACUACACCGACCUGGAGGAGAAGGCGCAAAAGGACCACGUGGCACAGUGGCAACGGGGUGAAUGCGACGUCAUUGUGGCCACCAGCUGCCUCAGCACGGGUGUGGAUCUGCUCACCAUUCGCCACGUGCUGUGGUAUGGCAACGGCUACAACGUCUAUACGCUGGCCCAGGCAUUUGGUCGGGCUGGUCGCGAUAAACAGGGAGGAACUGCCGAGCUGUGGCUACCAGUGAGACGUGGGCCAGCACCGGGCAUGGAAAAGUUUGUCGAGGGCAAUGCGUGCCGCAGCUGGGCGCUCGGCAAGUUGCUAGAUCCCCGCGCCGCGACAUGCUUUGCUGCCGGCCAGUCGCUUUGUGACGUGUGCGCAGGAACAGCACAGCGCCUGGAGCCAGCAAUAGCUGCGCGCCAGCAGCGCGCUGCCCAAGCGUUGAGUGUGGGGCAUGUGGAAGCAGAGCCCGAGGCGAUGGCGGAGGAGGAAGAUGUGUUGUCUGAGCCACCUGCAGCACGGCUCGAGGAAGAAGAAUCGAUCGGGCCAGAGUCCGCUUUGGAUGUAACUUCAGCAUCGAACGUUGACACAGUCGCGUCCCCAGGACCAGGUGCCGUUGCAGCGCAGUCGAGCAGAAGCACUCCACGUGCCCAGGACACGGCUGUGGUGGCGACAAAUGGAGGGCCAAUGACGGACGCUGCUGUGCCACGGAUACAGACGAGUGCUGCUUGGAUUGAUGAGGCAGAUACAGCACCCAUGUCGGUGCCAGCUUCACCCAUGGUCUCUGAUGCUGAUGGCGAGGCGCCUUUACAGCAAGACGCGCGUGGCCCGGCGCAAACCACGAUGGCAGAGGGCGAGAGCACGUCACAGCCAGUCGUGCAGUCAGCAGCACAGCCAACCCCCACGAAACACGCGCCAACCCCGUCGGCCUCGAUCAUUUGCGUGCCAGUACCAUCGGCCUCGGGUUCAACCUCGUCUCCGGCGCGAUCGGCUGCAAGCUCAGCCUCGGGUACACUGCGGCGUAAGCGAGUGCCGCUGGCUGCUGAAAGUACAUGUACCCCUGGGUCUGACAAUCAUGACGAUGGCAACGGCAUCGCUACCAGCCCUGCUGCCUCAACAUCCAAGCGAACGGCAUCGGAUGUCACGUGCACAGCUGUUGCUUCUUCAACAGCGGCGCAAGCAGCGGAGUCGCCUCUUCCCGCAGCAAAACGAGCAGCAUCGAGUGGCACGCGCACCGCUACCGUUGCCGCUACUGCUAUCACUCGCUCUGAAGCCCCGACGCGCCACGAUGAAGCGGGCCAUGGGCGGGGCGCGCGCGCACUCCUGGUGGUGCGUUGUCGUCGUUGUGGCGCGACGGGCAAGUGCUGCCGAGGUGCAAGCGACGUCAUGGAUGAACGGGUGGCCAAGCGACAUUGCCGCGUGACCGUCAUGGAUUUACCAUUCUUGCUGAUCUCGUGUUGGGCUGCCAUUUGUUGUCAAGACAAUUCCUCGCUCUGA